Molecule: messenger RNA, 1593 nt
Organism: Babjeviella inositovora NRRL Y-12698
Lineage: Eukaryota; Fungi; Ascomycota; Pichiomycetes; Serinales
Product: S-adenosylmethionine-dependent methyltransferase
Exons: 1
Coding region: 391-1353 (320 amino acids)
Molecular function (GO): S-adenosylmethionine-dependent methyltransferase activity
Source: RefSeq, a predicted model, not a curated record
CUUAGAAUCACUAUGAACGAACAAACAGACGAGGAGCAAGAGUACAAGGCAUUGACCUCGGUUCUGUAAGUACAGAGUCAGGCAUAUGGCAGUCAAGAAUAGGAUUGGCGAGCUUUCAGUUACGACGAAUGUGCCAAUCUCGAGCUUCCGGUGGUGGAUAUCAAUCCUGAGUAUCCAGACGCAAUACGUACUCCAAUUAGACAUAUCUAGCCACAGCAAAUAUUUCUCAGACACUAACACCUCAGCACGUCCUUCCACCGGUAUGGGGAAUGGGCCAGGAACGAUAUUCUCCUGCCGAGACAGAAGAAGUGGGACACCUUGUCCUCAGCAGAUAAACUCUUGCUUCCGUGGUUUCUUGAUCAUUUACGCAAUCUUGACUCGUGUAUUGGUAUGAACCAGGAAUUCACUCAAAACUUAGCCACUGCUGUGGCGGCAGACUGGCAGGUGGCAACCCCCCCAGACGAAUGGGCAGGGUGUACCGACUCAGACUUUGACAAAGUGCGGUCAGUUUUGCUCCAGUUCACACGGGAAUGGUCCGAAGAAUGCAUUACUGAACGUGAGUGCAGCUUUGGUCGUAUAACAGAGUAUCUCAUCGGGGCGUUUCCAUCGGUUCCUGACCGUCAGCAGGUGAAGGUGUUAGUGCCGGGCGCAGGCUUGGGGAGACUUGUGGUGGACCUUGUCAAAGAAGGCUUUACUACACAGGGCAACGAGUUCUCCUAUCACAUGUUGCUCGCUUCCAACUUCAUUCUCAACCAUACCUAUGUCGCGCACCACUACUCGAUCUUUCCCUUCUUGCACAAGUUCUCGCACACCGCCAAGCGCAACAGUCAGCUCAGGCCGGUGACGGUGCCUGAUUUCCGCGUGGGGGACGUCUCCGAGCUCAACCGAACAUAUCCAGAUAUCCCCGUGGGAGAUUUAAUGUCCAUGACCGCAGGGUCAUUCGUGGAUCUCUACGGUCCUCCAGGCUUGGCUUUGUCGGAGACAUACUCCGCCGAUGCCACAGCGGCAUCUUUUAGAACGGAAAAUGCGGCAAGCUGGGACGUGGUGGCUACGUGCUUUUUCUUGGAUACCGCUGCCAAUGUUAUCGACUAUGUUCGGAGUAUUCACUAUUGUUUGAGGGCUGGGGGAACGUGGGUCAACUUUGGGCCACUCCUUUGGCACCACGAGGAUGAUGAGGAGGAUACAGAUAAGGGCCUUGAGCUUUCGUGCGAAGAUUUGCUUGAGUUGGUUGUGUCCAUGGGGUUUGAGUUUAUCAAGCAUGAGAACGGGAUUGAGACAACGUAUGGGUGUGAUUCAAGGUCGCUCGGAAAAUGGGUGUAUGAGUGUGAGUUCUGGGUGUGCAAGAAGAUGUAGGAUGUUAAAAUUGCCAUUUGGAAGUGGUUGCAGUUAGAAUCUACGGUGCUACUAGCACAUGGCGGACCAACGUACCAAAUUCGUAAGCCAAUGCAAAGUAUACGUACUAUAGACUCCCUGAAAAGGGUAAGGUAAUAUCCGAGGACCCGGAAGGCUAUCUCAUUUCCUGGGCACUGACACCAAUAUAAUCAGGUUAAAAUUACUAACUUGAUAUUACUAUUUUAACAACGAACUAUCCGC